AUGGCUACCGCAGUUGCAUCUUUGUUUGGAUACAAAUCUUUCAUCGCAGCAGAAACAAAGCUUUCGAUUGAGCCCCGAAAAGCCCUCCCAGCUUCUUGGUAUCGCUCUCCGGAGCUGUAUGAGUUAGAACGAAGAGCCAUCUUUUCAAAAAAAUGGUUAUUAAUCACACACAAGUUGCGCUUCAUCAAACCCGGCGACUUCCUUCGGUUUGAGGAAGCUGGCUUCGCGUUUGUGUUGUGCCUCGAUCGACAGGGAAGCUUGAACGGUUUCCACAAUAUUUGCCGUCAUCGUGCCUUCCCCCUCAUCAACGAGGACGAGGGUAAUGCUAAGAUUUUUUCUUGCAAGUACCAUGGGUGGUCGUACGGCCUGAACGGAAAACUUGCCAAAGCGCCGAAGUUUGACGAUGUCCCGGGGUUCCAGAAAGAGAACCAGAGACUGUUCCCUGUCCACGUGCAUAUUGAUGAAUUGGGCUUCAUCUGGGUCAACCUCGAUUCUUCUCUGAAUCCAGUUCCCUGGGAAGAGGAUUUCAAAGGUGUCGACACACAAGAGCGAUUCCAGAAAUUCGAUUUUAGCCAGUACGUAUUUGACCAUACAUGGCAUAUGAAUGGCGAAUAUAACUGGAAAACGCUGGCGGACAACUACAAUGAAUGCUACCAUUGCACUGUUGCACAUCCCGAUGUGGCGAAUCUGGCCGAUUUGACUUAUUACUAUACCGUUUCUACACCUGGCCACAUUCAACACUUUUCCCGACCGAAGCAGGACAAGGUGGAUGAGGAUAUCCAGAACGCCAGCACCUAUUACUUUCCCAAUGCUUGCAUGACAGUCUCGCCUCAUUUCUUCUACAUGAUGCGAUGCGUCCCAACAUCUGCAGGAACAUCCUCCAUGGAAUACGAGGUCUACCGACACAAAGAGGCCUCAGAUGAGGACUUUGAACACAUUGACUCCUUUUUCAAGAGAGUCCUGGACGAGGACAAGCACCUCUGUAAUGCUGCCCAGAAGAACUUGAACGCUGGGGUGUUUGUCAAUGGCCAACUCCACCCUAACCUGGAGAGUGCGCCGCUGUUUUUCCAAAGUACUGUCAGAUCCCUACUCACAAGGCAUCGAGACGAGGAGCGAAAGCAGGAAAGGGAGAUUUGGCCAGCGCGGCAGCAUUCAGCAGGCCAGGCUACUGCAGAGGACAUUGAUUUUUGUUCAGGGCUAGCAUGCUCACCGGAUGGGUCUGGUGAACUGGACUGGUAG
Messenger RNA from Talaromyces proteolyticus, 1239 nucleotides. RefSeq names its product Rieske [2Fe-2S] domain protein. Bases 1 to 1239 code for a protein of 412 amino acids. The record is from RefSeq and is a predicted model, not a curated record. Gene Ontology annotation, molecular function: 2 iron, 2 sulfur cluster binding; iron ion binding. Lineage: Eukaryota; Fungi; Ascomycota; Eurotiomycetes; Eurotiales; Trichocomaceae. The transcript is spliced from 2 exons.